CGUCACGCAUAGUGCCUUACUACAAGCACAACCACUAGUACCCCGUACACUACUCCGUAAUUUGAAACCAGAUGCCUAUGAUAAUCCGCCAGUAUUAAAAAAUAGCAUCGUGAUAAAAGAUUGGUUUCACUGACUCGUGCUGCAGACAUGGGCCAGCCCGUCGAGUGACAACUCCGAUGGGUGAUUCAACCCACCAAUGAACAUGCAUUUCUUACAGUACCGUCCAGAUGGUUGUUUUUGUAUCAUAUGUCCUCGCUGGCCUUCUAGAUACACUGGAUAAGCACCUACUAUAGGGGCUGGUUACUGUAUACUCCGCUGUCGGAGAUAAGCUGUCGGAAAAUUGCAGACGAGACGGACCAAAAGUGCAAUUGCCGACAGCCUUAACCCACGAGCUGCUCACCAAUUCCUUCUCCCUAUCCAAUCUUUAAAGCCGCCGGAGAUACGACUCACUACUCUCGGAAGCGUUGUAUCCCUAUGGAUAGUCCGAGUUCCGUGUUGGCUGAGCCCCCGCGUCGGCGCAGAAGACCAGCUGUCUCCUGCUCCCUUUGUAGGAGUCGGAAAAUUCGAUGUAAUCGGCAAUUGCCCUGUAGCAACUGCGUGCGUACGCGGAAUGAAAAUUGCGUGUAUGCGAACCAGGCUUCUCCGAUUCAACGGAAACGUCUCAGCCAGGUAACCGAGGUGUCAACUCUACAGCCCCAACAGGCUCUCCGUAUCGAUAGAGACCCUAGUUCCAACGGACCUCCAUGCCAGAGCCAGCAGUCCGACUUUUUAAUAAACAGUCCCGUCAUUGUGUCUCCCGUCUCCACUCAGCAGCCUACCGAGGUCGAGGCCCUGAAAAGCAGAAUCAAGCACCUCGAAGAGCAGCUGGCUAAGGCACAGAAGCCUACACUGUCAAGGUUCCGCUCCAAUAUAGAAACAUCCACGGCCUGUAUCACCAAAAGGCUUCACGUUCAAUAUGAGAGCGCCUCCGGUCGUCCAGCGGCUAUCACUCGCGGAAUCAUGAACAAGACACGUCUGUUGGGCCAAAGCUACUGGAUUAGUGGUCUCGCUACCCUACUUCGAGACCUCUUCCAAACGGUAGAGCCGUACCUCCUACAAGAGACAUCAAAGAUGUUUUCUGGCUUUUACAGAUGCAAGGCUUUGGCACGGACAAUCAAAGCAAGGCGAGCACCCAAGUGGCCGACACCACCAAGCGUGGACCUACCGCCAAAGGAUCUGGCAGACAAGCUCGUCGAGUGCUACUUUCAAACAACAGAAACGAUUUAUCCCGUCAUACAUGUUCCCAGCUUCCGGACGGAAUAUGACGCUGUGUGGGCAUCGGACAGCGAACCUAGGAUGGCCUUCGUUGUUCAACUAAAGCUCAUGCUUGCGAUCGGAGCUACCACGUAUGACCAGCAAUUCUCUUUGCGCCCCUUGGCAUAUCAAUGGGUGUACGAGGCUCAAACCUGGCUUGCAGAGCCGGAUUUCAAGUCACGGCUUACCAUCCAAUCUCUACAGAUACACAUUCUGCUCUUGAUUGCCCGGGAAGCCACAGGUAUCGGUCCGACCUUGGUCUGGAUUUCCACUGGCGAACUUCUUCGAACAGCCGUGAACAUGGGAUUACACAGGGAUCCCAAACAUCUACCACACGCUACUCUCCUGACUGCAGAGAUGCGCCGAAGGCUAUGGAACACGAUCUUAGAGGUCUGCCUACAAUCGAGCCUAACCUCCGGCGGACCCCCAAUGAUAACCCUAGAUGACUUUGAUGCCGACCCUCCAGGUAACUUCAACGACGAACAACUCAUGACAGCGAACCCAGAACCAAGCCCAGACACAACAUUCACCCGCAUAUCUAUCGCCAUAGCCCUCCGUAAAACACUCCCACUCCGUCUCACCAUCAUCAAAUUCCUCAACGACCUGAGCUCCCACGGAACCUACGACGAAACCCUCCGCCUCGACACACAGCUCCGAACAUCCUACAAAGAACUCUACCAGACUCUCCAAAUCUACACCUCCUGCACCAGUCCCCCUCCAUUCGCCAUCCGCGCCGUAGACGUCCUCAUACAACGCUACCUCUCCUCCCUCCACCUCCCCUACUUCGCCCUAUCCCUGCACGACGCACCCUACGCCUUCUCCCGAAAAGUCGUCGUCGAAACAGCCCUCAAAAUCUGGCGGUCCACCUACCAAUCCUCUUCCUCUUCCCCUACAUCAGAAGCAUUCACCCGUUUCGUCACCUCCGGAGCGGGCCUCUUCCGCACCACCACCGUGCAAGCCAGCACCGUCAUCGCCACCGAACUUCGAUUCCAACUCCAAGAAGACCACCAAAGUCUCGACCCCGUCCCCCUCCGUCCGGAUCUCGUCCGCGUCCUGGAAGAAUCCAAAACCUGGACCCUCCAAUGUAUGGAGUCGGGGGAAACCAAUACGAAAGGAUACCUGCUUACGCAUGCGCUCGUGGCACAAGUCCAGGGCUUGAUGCGCGGGGUCACUGAGCAAGAGAUGCAUGAUAUAUUGGUCAAGACGGCAGAUGAAGGUGUCCAGACGUGUCUGCGGAUUCUGGAGGGGAAGGCGUCGGAAGGACAAGCUGACUAUACGGAUGACGCGGGUUGUUUGACUCCGUCGAACUUUACGCCUGAUCUGCAAGAGGACUUUGAUUUUGAUUUGUUGAUGCCCGGCGCGAUUCUCAACUCUGGUGAUGCGGAGCUAAUGAACUGGAUGUUUUGCGAUAAUGCCGUGCAAGAGACGUACGGAUUGUGAUUGUUUUUCAUCAGAUACCAUCUGUCAUUCUAUCUAUUCUCGCUGUAUCUUAUCGGAGCAAGUCCAUUCAUGCAGAAUGUUGG
Molecule: messenger RNA, 2816 nt
Organism: Aspergillus ibericus CBS 121593
Lineage: Eukaryota; Fungi; Ascomycota; Eurotiomycetes; Eurotiales; Aspergillaceae
Product: putative C6 transcription factor
Exons: 4
Coding region: 475-2733 (752 amino acids)
Biological process (GO): regulation of transcription by RNA polymerase II; DNA-templated transcription
Cellular component (GO): nucleus
Molecular function (GO): RNA polymerase II cis-regulatory region sequence-specific DNA binding; zinc ion binding; DNA-binding transcription activator activity, RNA polymerase II-specific
Source: RefSeq, a predicted model, not a curated record